Molecule: messenger RNA, 423 nt
Organism: Prorocentrum cordatum
Lineage: Eukaryota; Dinophyceae; Prorocentrales; Prorocentraceae
Source: the annotation of a GenBank genome assembly
AUGCUGCACAGUUUGGCCGUGAGUGCGCGUGCGCGGCAGCAUCGCAUUCGUGCUGGGUCAUGUUUCAAUGCAUCUUCGGUCGACAGCCCUGUGCAGGGCGGAGCUUUCCACGUGCACCUUGCCUCGGACAGGUUCAGGCACGUGGCCGCUGGGGCGGUCGGCCGCUCGACAGACGAGCCCAUAUGUUUUGCUGGGGGGGCCUGGCAGGGCCGCCCGAGUCGAUCUCUGGUUCUGAUAUCGCUGUGCUCCAGUUAUUGUCGGCCUGCUUCGGGCCAGGAGGAGUGUGCCUUCUGCCCUCCCAGGUUCGUUUUUUGGACUUCCUCGCUCUCGGCUGAGAAGGGCCGCUUCUGUGGAGUCGCUGGCCAAGCAAGCUGUCCUUGGUUUUGGUGCCCUUGCAGCAAGUUCAGCCCAAAGCGCCGCUGA